Molecule: messenger RNA, 402 nt
Organism: Kwoniella botswanensis
Lineage: Eukaryota; Fungi; Basidiomycota; Tremellomycetes; Tremellales; Cryptococcaceae
Exons: 4
Coding region: 1-402 (133 amino acids)
Source: RefSeq, a predicted model, not a curated record
AUGAGAACCAACUUAGAAGUACCGUUAACAUCAUCCAUGAGUGAUGGCAAUCCGACUCUGCGUCAAGGUCACAAUCACGAGGGAACGGUCCCUUCUACUUCCUCUACAACAUCCAGUGCUACAAUUAUGAAGGAGGAUGAAAAUAAAAAGACGGAAAUGGCUCUUCCUCCUCCUCCCCCUGUCAAAAUUACCGGUGCGAAACCCAGUGAAAACAAUAAGACUGUAACGAUAAUUGAAGAGGUCAUUGCGCUUCCGCCUAUCGAAGUCCAGGCUUUACAAGAGGAAUUUGAAGUUAGAUUGAGAGAAGGAGAGAAGAUCAUCCUCAAGGAAGACAGAAAGGGAAGCUCAUCCAAAACUAAUGACGACGAAGCCUCGUUGCAAGAUGCAAUAGAUCGAUCAUAA